This is a messenger RNA of Callithrix jacchus (white-tufted-ear marmoset), 2923 nucleotides long. NCBI's taxonomy places the organism in Eukaryota, Metazoa, Chordata, Mammalia, Primates, Cebidae. The record is from RefSeq and is a predicted model, not a curated record.
ACUUGGUAGUUCUCUAAUAAUCUGUGUUUGGGCUUUAUAUCAUCUUUGAUAGUGAUACAUUUUGGGGCAAUUCUCUUUUUGUUUAAAACUAUCAUAUAGUUGUCCUAAGUUGAGUACUUCUAGGCCAGGCUUGAUGGCUUAUGCCUGUAAUCCUAGAACUUUGAGAGGCAGAAGCAGGGGGAUCACUUGAACCCAGGAGUUUGAGACCACCUAAAUCAGAAUCAAAAACAUAGCCAGCCGGUGUGGUGCAUGCCUGUUGUCCUAGCUACUUAGGAGGCUGAGGUGGGAGGAUUGCUCGAGCCCAGGAGUUCAAGGUUACAGUAAGCUAUGGUGGCUCCAGUGCACUCCAGCCUGUGUGACAGAGAAAGACUCUCUCUAAACAAACUGACUAAAAGUUUAAUUACUUUAAAAAAAGGGGCCGGGCGCGGUGGCUCACGCCUGUAAUCCCAGCACUUUGGGAGGCCAAGGCAGGCGGAUGGCAAGGUCAAGAGAUCGAGACCAUCCUGGUCAACAUGGUGAAACCCCAUCUCUACUAAAAAUACAAAAAUUAGCUGGGAACGGUGGCGCGUGCCUGUAAUCCCAGCUACUCAGGAGGCUGAGGCAGGAGAAUUGCUUGAACUCAGAAGGCGGAGGUUGCGGUGAGCCGAGAUCACGCCAUUGCACUCCAGCCUGGGUAACAAGAGUGAAACUCCGUCUCAAAAAAAAAAAGGUGGUACACAAUUAUUGUUCUUAGGGUGAGGGUUUUCUUAUUUUUAUUUUUUUGGUUGGAGGAACUCUUGUUUGUUAGCCAACCAUGAUUGCAGUGGCUCAGUCAACUCGCUGCAGUUUUAAAACCCUGGGCUGAAGUGAUCCUCCUGCUUCAGCCUCCCAAGUAGCUAGGACUGUAGGACUAGGAUGACAGGCACACGCCACGAUGCCCGUCUAAUUUUUUUUGUUUUAGGGACAAGGUCUCGCUAUACUGCCCAGGCUGAUGUCCAACUUCCUGGCCUCCAACAGUGCUCCUACUUCGGCCUCCAACAGUGCUCCUACUUCAGCCUCCCAAAGUGCUGGCAUUACAGGCAUGAGCCACUGUGCCUGGUUUAUUUUUUAUCUUUCACUGUAGAGUGAAAGAAUUGCUAUUUGGCUGUACAUUGGUGUUCUGUAAUAUGAUGAGGUGUGAGUUUAUCUCAGUAUUUGGAUAUUUAUUAUUUAUUAAUUUAGAAGCACUUUGCAAUUAACACCUUUAAAGUAACUUAAAAUUUUAAGUGUUACAGUAGAAAUUAAAAUGCCAAGAAGCAGAUGUUUUGGAGGUUAAUUGAAGACAGACUUUCAGGCUGGGCCUCAUGACUCACGCCUAUAAUCCCAGCACUUUGUGAGGCCGAGGCAGAUGGAUCAGUUGAGGUCAGGAGCUCAAGACCAGCCUGUCCAACAUGGUGAGACCUCGUCUCUACUAAAAAUAUAAAAAUUAGAUGGGUGUGGUGGGGUAUGCUUGUAAUCCCAGCUAUUCAGGAGGCUGAGGCAGGAGAAUCCCUUGAAUCCGGGAGGCAGAGUCUGCUGUGAGCUGGUAGCGUGCCACUGCGCUCUAGAGUGGGCGACAGACCAAGACUCCAUCUCAAUAAGACAUAACAAGAAUAAAAUAGACUUUCAGGAGUAAUAGCUGCUUUUAAAUUUUUUACUUUAAAGGUGUUAAUUGCAAAGUACUUCUAAAUUAAUAAAUAAUAAAUAUCCAAAUACUGAGAUAAACUCACACCUCAUCAUAUUACAGAACACCAAUGUACAGCCAAAUAGCAAUUCUUUCACUCUACAGUGAAAGAUAAAAAAAUAAACCAGGCGGGAGUCGCGGACGGUCUGCUGAACCCGUUAGUGCGCCCGGCCGAGACACGCCGCCGCCAUGUCUCGCUACCUGCGUCCCCCAAACACGUCUCUGUUCGUCAGGAACGUGGCCGACGACACCAGGUCUGAAGAUUUACGGCGUGAAUUUGGUCGUUAUGGUCCUAUAGUUGAUGUGUAUGUUCCACUUGAUUUCUACACUCGCCGUCCAAGAGGAUUUGCUUAUGUUCAAUUUGAGGAUGUUCGUGAUGCUGAAGAUGCUUUACAUAAUUUGGACAGAAAGUGGAUUUGUGGACGGCAGAUUGAAAUACAGUUUGCCCAGGGGGAUCGGAAGACACCAAAUCAGAUGAAAGACAAGGAAGGGAGGAAUGUGUACAGUUCUUCACGCUAUGAUGAUUAUGACAGAUACAGACGUUCAAGAAGCCGAAGUUAGGAAAGAAGGAGAUCAAGAAGUCGGUCUUUUGAUUACAACUAUAGAAGAUUGUAUAGUCCUAGAAGCAGUAGACCGACUGGAAGACCACGGCGUAGCAGAAGCCAUUCGGACAAUGAUAGAUUCAAACACCGAAAUCGAUCUUUUUCAAGAUCUAAAUCCAAUUCAAGAUCACGGUCCAAGUCCCAGCCCAAGAAAGAAAUGAAGGCUAAAUCACGUUCUAGGUCUGCAUCUCACACCAAAACUAGAGGCACCUCUAAAACAGAUUCCAAAACACAUUAUAAGUCUGGCUCGAGAUAUGAAAAGGAAUCAAGGAAAAAAGAACCACCUAGAUCCAAAUCUCAGUCAAGAUCACAGUCUAGGUCUAGGUCAAAAUCUAGAUCAAGGUCUUGGACUAGUCCUAAGUCCAGUGGCCACUGAUAGUAUAAACCAUGGUCAUUUUUAGGCAUGUAUCAUUUACUCAUAGUUUGGUUUACUUAAAUUAUCAGGAAUACAAUGUUGCAAUGAUGCUUAAAAAACCCUUGUUAGUUUUCCCUGUACCAGGCAAUGGUUAUAAUUAAAAUGAUAUGCUGUUGAGAAGCCAAAAAAUAAAUAAAUAAAUAAAUAAACCAGGCACAGUGGCUCAUGCCUGUAAUGCCAGCACUUUGGGAGGCUGAAGUAGGAGCACUGUUGGAGGCCAGGAAG